Panicum virgatum (switchgrass) is the source of this 555-nucleotide messenger RNA. RefSeq lists its product as uncharacterized. The transcript has a single exon. The record is from RefSeq and is a predicted model, not a curated record. Lineage: Eukaryota; Viridiplantae; Streptophyta; Magnoliopsida; Poales; Poaceae. The coding region runs from base 1 to 555 and encodes 184 amino acids.
AUGCCCUGCUCCCUGCGCGCACGCCUGAGCUCGCCACGCCCGCGCGCGCACCUGCCUCGGCGCCGCCCGCGCACGCGCGCGCGCCCCCGCUCCCGGCCUCCCCUCUGGCCCGCGCACCCGCCGCGCCAAGCACCGCCGCUGCGCAAGCGCUGCUUCGCGCGCACACGCACGUGCGUGCUCCAUGCGGCCGGGUCACCUGCCGCGCCGCCCGCCGGGACGCCCGCUGCCAAGCCACCUGCCGCCACUCCCCCGCCCAGGAACGUGUUGCACGCCGUGCCGCCCGCCGCUGGCGCCCUGCCCUGCCCACACGUGCCAGGCCACUGCUCCCAUGUGCGGCGCCCUGCCUUCGCCGCCGGCCGCCCCUGUGCUUGCACAGCGCCGCCUGCUGCCGCUCACACCUGCCCGAAGCGUCCCGUCACCUCUGCGCCCGCCUCACCACCCGUGCGCCACUCCACGACGGCCGCAAGUAGCCGGAGCGCCACUAAAGUCACCCCGCGCCGCUCGCCGGCCGCCACCGCCGCGUUCCACCGCCCCACCGCCUUGCUCGUCCUAUAA